AUGAUGAUUAGUGUCCAUGUGAUGCUUUUGGUGUCAGCUCAAGACGGCUAUCAGUUUGUACAGUAUGACUUCAGGGAAGCAAACCUUUAUCUUGAUGGGAUGGCAAAUACCAAGGAUGGUCCACUCCAUCUUACAAAUGAUACAAAGGCAAGAACUGGUCAUGCCAUGCUCAAAACUCCCUUGAAUUUCACAUCCACAUCUCCCAGUUCAUUUUCCUUUUCAACAGAGUUUGUCUUUGUAAUCUUUUCACUGGCAGAACCUCCUUCCUAUGGCCAAGGUAUGGCUUUUGUGGUAGCUUCUACGAUAGACCUCAUGCGAAGGGCACUGCAAUUUCAGGUUUAG
This is a messenger RNA of Eruca vesicaria subsp. sativa (arugula), 342 nucleotides long. The record is from the annotation of a GenBank genome assembly. NCBI's taxonomy places the organism in Eukaryota, Viridiplantae, Streptophyta, Magnoliopsida, Brassicales, Brassicaceae.